AUGGUUACCAAUCCCACUCUAUAUCCUCCUGAUAUUACUAUAACCAUGGUUAGCAAGACUCAUUAUUUUAGAGCAAACUGUAUGGGUAAUGAUGAAUGUCCAUUGACAUUAGAUGAUGCUGGCGGCGUUUUAGGACAUGCAUACUUUCCUGACUCUAGCGGCACCUGUAGAGAAAUCCAUUUAGAUAUAAAUGAACGCUGGUAUUUUGGAAAUAAUCCUAAUAUACCCAAAAAUCAAACUAGUUUUCUUAUGGUGUUGGUUCAUGAAAUUGGACAUGCCCUCGGCAUAGCACAUAGUGCUUCUCCGAAUGCUAUUAUGUUUGCCUUCUAUCAGCAUGAGAUUCGUGGUCUAGAUGUUGAUGAUAUAAAUGCAGUACAAUAUCUAUAUGGAAGAAAAAACAAAUAUGAUUCAAUCCCAAAGUCUACCACCGCAUCAGCAAUACCAAAAACAACAACAACUAUAAGAUCUACAACUCCAAAAUCCGGAAAACCGCAUAGUAUCGGAGAGAAGUUAAUUUUGCCAGCCGUUGAAGAGGUUUUAAAAAUUGUUUUACACAAACCUGCAUCUGAUAUCAUUAAAAGAAUUCCCUUAAGCAACAAUACUGUUGAAAGACGUAUUGAUGAAAUGAGUUCUGAUAUUGAAAGCUUCUUAUGUAAUUAUUUGCAAACGACUCAUUUCUCUAUACAACUGGAUGAGUCAACUUUACCUGAUAAUGCAGCAUUAUUAUUGGCAUAUGUUCGUUUUAUUAUGAAUCAAGAAAUCUACGAAGAACUGCUCUUCGCAAGAACUUUGAUAACCGACACUAAAGUUAAUAUUUGA
Acanthoscelides obtectus is the source of this 819-nucleotide messenger RNA. Lineage: Eukaryota; Metazoa; Arthropoda; Insecta; Coleoptera; Chrysomelidae. The record is from the annotation of a GenBank genome assembly.